Messenger RNA from Aspergillus calidoustus, 555 nucleotides. NCBI's taxonomy places the organism in Eukaryota, Fungi, Ascomycota, Eurotiomycetes, Eurotiales, Aspergillaceae. The record is from the annotation of a GenBank genome assembly.
AUGAAAGCCCUCCUCUUUGUCCUGCCCACGCUCUACCUCCCCGGAGUUCUCGCCGUAACAUGCUACCGCCCCAACGGAAUCUCCUCAACGAACGGCGACUCGAAAUCAUGCCACAGUAUCAACGGCGCCCCGAGCAUGUGCUGCAACGAGUACUACGAGUGUCUAGAGAAUGGGCUCUGUAAAGUCGCGGCCGAUACGGGCGUCGAAGGAUCGAAUGUGACGUACUGGCGCGAUACGUGCUCUGUCAGCAACUGGCCGGAGGUGGGUCUUCACAAGUUUCUGCUUCGCCGUUUGGGAUUUCCUAGAUCGGGCGCUGUGCAUAGUGAGCGGCGACCUCGCCGGCGAAAACGCGCGAAUAACACCCUGCGACGGGACAGAUACCUCGGAAACGUGGUGUUGCGGGACCGCAGCGGAUUGCUGUGGGACAGACGAAGAGGUGCACGUUCCGCGGAAUAUCUACACGACCUCGACGACGGCCACCCCGACAUCGAGCUCAACAUCAACAGAUACGUCAACAACAUCAGCCUCAACAGCAACGCCUACGUUCGACUCUGA